UCUGUUUUUUCUGCGGGCGGAAGUGGAAGUGCUGCUCUCGUCUGUGGCUUGGAGAAGUCCCUUACUGCCAUGUCGGCGUUAGCUUUGGAGGAGCUGUCUGCCAUUGCUGCUAUUUACUGUGGGCGAGAGGAAUGCGAGGUGCUGGAAGUGUCAGAAACAAAGGGAAUCUCAUUCAGGAUCCAGACCAGUGUGAAAGGACCUUUGGGAACGGACAUAUUAUUAAAGUUGUUGUUUCAUUUACCACUCAGUUACCCAUCAAGCUUGCCAAACAUCUCUCUUCAUUCUGAACAACUCACAAGGACACAGUGUCUGGCUGUGAGAGCAAGAUUGCUUGAAGAAGCAGCAAGCCAUUUGUCUCAGCCCAUGGUACAUGAGUUGAUCCUCUGGAUAAAGCAGAAUUUUCAGUCUGUGGUUGAAGAAGCUGAAAUCCCAGCCUGCAGUGGGCAAAGUACUCCGUCAGUGAAAACAGCCGAGGAUGAUGUCUGGACUGCCCUUUUGCAUUUAGACCAUAUGAGAGCCAAAGGAAAAUAUAUCAAAACGGUCGAAAAAUGGUGUAGAGAUCUUGAUCUGGCGGGAAGAUUGAUGUUUAUGGGCAAGAUGAUUCUCAUACUUCUUCAAGGAGACAAGCGGGACAUUAAGGAAUACCUUAUGCUCCAAAAAACUAGCAAAGUGGAUGUGGAUUCGAGCGGAAAGAAGUGUAAAGAGAAAAUGAUGUGCGUACUCUUUGAAACAAAAGUACAGGCUGAACACAGAAGGUUUCAGGCAUUUGAAGUCAAAGAAUACUCAACGUUGGAUGAGCUGCAACAUGAGUUUGAGGCCGCAGGACUCGCAAAACUCUUCAGUGAGUUUGUGUCGGCUCAGUUAAAAUAAUUUUGAAGCAAGCCCAAAUGAUUGUGACUUAAACUGUCACUGAAUAUAUCAAAUGAACGGGAUGAUAACAUGGAAGGUUUGGUGACGAACAUGUCCUAAAGGUUUUCUGAAGCAAACUGUCACAAAAAAGCUAUCUCCUUGCACAAAGCACGAGGCACUUCUCACAGUAGAACAGAUGUUACUUUGCUGUGUGCCCUGACAGCAUUUUGCUACUAACUGUUGAAAAUUUUAACAGUUGAUAUUUAAGAACUGUAGGUCAGGUGUGAAGGAAUUGCUGUUGUCCUUGGGAUUUGGAAACCUAAUUUUGCAGAUUUUUUAAUACAUAUAUUUUCUGUCUAUUCCGCAUGGGUAUUCAAAAAAUUUUUUUGCAUCAUAUUUUCAAAAAGUAAUGCUUAAGUACGUGACAAUAUUAUGCUGUAAGAGCUUGCGUUUUAAUUUAUUAAUUGAAGAAUAUAAGGGAUGAGACAUAAUUUUAAACUUUGUUUGCUCUUUUUUUUUUAAAUUUUAGGAAAGUGAAGUAAAAUAACUGUGGCAUUAAUUCCCAGAGAUCAGUUUUGCCCUUUCAUAAGAGUAGAGUUUCACCUUCUAUUUAGAAAUUGGAUUUAAAAUUCACCUUACUUCGAAAGGUAGUUUGAGUGGCUACUGAAAUACACACAAAAAUGCACAGUUAAAAACUGAUUAGUAUAUAUAAAACGAUAAGAUAAUAAAAUAAUUUAAAAGGUUUUUUUAAAAAAUGUGAAUGUCAUACAAUCACUUCUUGUUUUUUUUUUUACUAUAACUUUUGACCAUUGGUUCAAUAUAAUAUCUGGUUACUGGCUUACUGCAGGUUUCUUAAGCUGAAUAAAAGCCCCAUUGCCUUUCAUCAAAGAUUAUUUGUUUUUAGCUGUUUGUCUGUUGAGUUUUGUAUAUAAAAUCAUGUAGAGAUGCUGAAAAAGAUGCUAUACCUUUGAUUAGGAAGCUAUUUUUUUCCAGUUCCUAUUAAUCAGGGUGGUAGUAACUUUCUCAAUAUUGUGGAGAUUGGGAAGAAAACCAUUCUCCUAAAGAUUGGGGUGAGUAACUUGUAUCUCCAGAUGUUACUGAAUAACAACUUACAACAUACUAGGUGAGGCUACUGGGAUUUGUCCUUCAGCAAGAUUUGAAAAAACUUUGCAUCCUUGUUUUAUAUUUUUGGCUUGUUGACGAAGGAAAUGAAGAAUUGAUCCCUUUAAUGUAGAGUUUUCUACUUUAAUGUAUACUUAACAAAAGCAGAUACCAAACUCCACAGUUCAGGAGUCGGCUUUAUUCUGGGCUCCAUCUUUAGGCCUGGUAUGCUUGCUCUUUUUUGAACUAAUAUUAUUACUCUUAUUUACCAAACUUUGAGAGAAUAAGUUGAUUGGAAAAAUUUCUUCUAGAAGUCUCGUGCUAACCAUUUCUUAAGUACGUAAGUGCAUCACAGCUGGGAAAGGCAGUGUACUACGUUGUUUAAGAUUUUUGUCUAUCCUUGGAAUGUCCUUUCUGGGCUUCCUUACUAGAGGGGGUAGAUUUUGGGUCACCAUUACUUGCAUGACCUCUGCUUUAACAAGGACCCCAUAGGCUUAAUGGGUUACAGGUGCCUGUCAUAUCCCUUAUGCCUGCCUGCUUACCCACCUGCCUAUUUAUUUCCUUACUUACUGAACUUAUAUGGUCCCAUAUAAUGACUCUAGAGGGCUCACAACUAUCCCUAAAAAUAUGGUUAAAAACAAAGGAAUCCUUCCCUCCAGGUUCCAGAUCAAGCAUCCUUGCAGCUCAACCCCCAUCCUAGCCAUCCUUGGGGAAAGAGCCAGGUCUUCAUGACCCUCUGAAAGGCUAAAAGGGUAGGGAUCUCUCAGAUCUCAGGUGGAAGGUUGUUCUAAAGGACUGGAUUGGUCUCCGGGAAAGCAGACCUCUGAGGUCCCAUCAGGUAGCAACCUGAAGCACACUCCCCCAAUCUGACUUAGUAGGACAGGCAGGAGAGACGAUCCCUGGGAUACAGUCCUGAGCACCAGUUUGUGCAUGGAAGUCUUAUUUUGUCAGCGGCCGUUCCCAAAUUAGAGGACCCAUUCUCUCCUGUAGUGCAAAGCAUAACUAAACUUUUGGGGAGUACAUUCAGUUUUAAUGAGCUCUUUUUUAUACCUUCCCAUUAAAAACAUAUCAUAGCUGUCGUUUCAAUACACACUUGGUAAUAUAAUGAGGUGACAGUAAACUUUGUACGCUUCGGCAUUUUGUCAACUGAGAUGUAUGAUUUUUUUUAAAAACUACUUUCUGUAUCCAAUUUGUAUCUUGUAUAUUUUUUGAUGGCAACAUCUGCCUUUGUGUCAUCCAAGAAGAAACAGUUGUAAAAAAAGAUCUGUUAAGAGAAGAGUUCAUGCUUGCUAUCGUAAAUGAGGAUAUAUCAGUCAAAUCUAGGUGUAAUAGUUUCAAAACAUUUGCCAUAUGGGGCAAAUUAUGUCACUUCAAAUAGUUGACAUGGUCAUAUUAGACUUCAGAAGGUAUCCCAGAAUGUCAUUGUUGUUACCUAAUCUAGAGCACAUUGUCAAACCCUGUAUAAGAUGAACAUAUCCAAUAGCGCCAUGGCUGAAAACAGCACUGUAUCUCCAUGUGUACAAAAGUACUAUGGGAAGAGCAUGGACAGUGCCCUGUGGUACAUGAGAUUAUAUCUUCAGGCAACUGCUUCACUUCAAGCUUGCUAGAUAAGGAUUUUGGGUCUCUGUGUGUAUUGUGGAUGGACACCUUUAAGCAAAACAAAGGAAAAAAUAUCAUGGAAAACAUUAUGCUUUUCAUGAUAUACUCUUUAAGGAAACAUAUCCCUAAAUCCUGUAAUCUCUGAUAAUAGGUGUUGAUAUGAAUCCUUAUUAAUAAUAAUUAGCUAAUUUAUUAGUUUUAACAUUUUCAUUAUUUUCCCACUUGUCUUUUAUCAUCUGCCUAGAGUUGCAUUAUAGGAGAGAUGACAGCAUAAAGUUUUAUAAAUUAAUUAAUAUGAUCAGUAUGAUUUAUCCAGAUAUUGUUAUUGCCUCUUAAUAUCUACUGGGAGUAGCAACUAGUGGUCAGCUUGUACACAACAUUGACAGCUCAGUGUCAAUCUAAUACGUGAAUAUAUGGUAGUGUCUUCAUUGCCUAUCAGAAAAAAAGGAUAUAAGAACAUUAAGAGAAUCUUAUAUUAAUAUAUCAAAUGCUUGUUAUAUGCUUAACUUCGGGGAAGUUCUCAAACAGAUCCUGAGCAUUACAGAAUUUUUAGUGUCACCAGCAAUAGGUGCCUCUGCGAUCAUGAUUAACUAUCCACCUUAGUUACCUAGAUUUUGUCUGUCCUAGUUCACCACCACUUAGUUUUAUUGGAAUACCCAGAUUUUGACUUUGUGAAAAAGGCUCAGCUCCUCAUGCAUAGCUUUAUAUAUCUCGAUGAAAGUUUUCCAUUUGCCUUUUUGAAGAUAAGGAUGACAAAAUGUGAACCAUUUUUAAAUGCCGCCAAAUUUUAUUUUAUUUUUUUCAGGAGUGUGGACAGUCUUCUAAAUAUGGCCACUCUUGCAUGGAUUUGUGUAGAAAAAAAAAUUACUUCUUUCUCUUUUUUCUUUUUUGAAAACCCUUGUUCUACUGAUGUCCAACAUGGAAUUUCUUUUUUUAACAGUAAUAGGCACGUACAGCCCCCUUUUUUUUUUACUGAGCUACUUACCACUAGCCUCAAGACUCCUUUCUUGAUUAGCUAUUGUCAAUUCAGAUCCCAACAGCGUGCAUAAGAGAUUAAGAUUCCUGCCCUGUUGUUAUGUGCUUGCUUGACAUUCUUCCUAGAAUGUUUCUUAGAGCAGUUCUUUUUGUCCUUAUGAUAUAUAUACAAAAUAAUUUAGUUUGCCAGCCACCUAGCUAAAUUUUCUGCUAACUAUUGGUGCCUCAGAACUCAUUUAUAAACUAGUGGUAUAGGUCUAUUACAGUGUUUGUACUCCAUCGUGAGAAUAGGAUUCUGAUCUUGAACUAGUUAUUAAAAAUAUAAGAGCGCCUCACCUUUUAUCUCAUUCUGCUAAAUUUGUUUCCAGAGAGAUGUCAUCAAAGCUGCUUAAAAAAUCUAAACAAACCCCUUUCCACAUCCUUGUUAAUACUCAAGAACGCUUAAAAAGAAGCCUUAUCUUUAAAGGAAUAUUGCUGGUUCUUCAGCAAGGCUUGUCAUCCUAUAUGUGCUUAUCAAUUAAUCUUUAAUAACAUUUUCCACCAAUUUGGGUGGAAGACCUGCUAAAUCAACUAGACUAUAAUAUCCUGAAUUCCCCUGGAUUCUUUUUUUUUUUUCAGUUGGCCUGUAUAUUAUCCAUUUUCCAAUCUUCCGAUACAUAAGUUGACCUUUAGGGCAUGGUACAAUUAAGAGAUGGUUAAGAUCAGUUUGUUUUUCAUACAGUAUUGUCCUUUGAAGAUUUGUUUUUUGUUAAAAGAUAAAUGUGACAUGGUUGGCUCAUGUCAGGAAAAUGUAACGUACAAAUAUAUUAAAACUUCCAAUAGAUUUUGCAGUAGAUCUUGAUCAUCAUUCAGAAUUAAGAACAAAGUCAUCUCUCUUCUGAUUGGUUCCAUGAUAAAUGUUACUAGGCAUGUUAUUCCACUUUUGCUUUUCAUUGUGACUAAAAUAACUACUACUUAAUUCUAUGUAUGGAUAAUUAAAACAACUCAUUUGGA
This is a messenger RNA of Crotalus tigris (Tiger rattlesnake), 5517 nucleotides long. It is a transcript of the gene RWDD3, whose product is annotated as RWD domain containing 3. Gene Ontology annotation, biological process: positive regulation of hypoxia-inducible factor-1alpha signaling pathway; positive regulation of protein sumoylation. Gene Ontology annotation, molecular function: protein binding. Bases 70 to 870 code for a protein of 266 amino acids. The record is from RefSeq and is a predicted model, not a curated record. Lineage: Eukaryota; Metazoa; Chordata; Lepidosauria; Squamata; Viperidae. The transcript is spliced from 4 exons.